AUGGGAACGCCGUCGGACUCAUAGUGUAAACGAGCUGCGCAGUUGAUAAAGCAACAAGCGCGCUUACCGCUCAUCACAAAUAAUGCCGCAACAGGCCAAGGUCCUGCAGGACGGCAAGAGAAAGGAAUUGCUAGUGACCAAACGGGUGUUCGGGGACAUCGUCCUGUUGGAGACCAGCGACCGGGUGCUCGCUGACAUUAGAAUCCUGGAAUGUCAAGGUUUGUUUGAGUCAAGCUAGCUUCGAGAUUACCGACCUAACAAUCUUGAUCUACGCCUUUCUCGAGGGAGACGGUUCUCCAUAGACCCUACUGAUCACCAAGUGUUGUAACUUCGUGGGGGAUAAAGUGGGGGCUGCAUAUAAGACCCCGCUGGUCGUUCGACGGGACCCAGUAGUCUCUAGUCAUCAAUUCUACUGCGUUACCACGACUGGAUCAUCACACGAAGUGACGCCAUACUUUUCCCUUUUCUCAAUCAGCAUCAUCCUUCAUCAGGAUGAAAAAGAAGGUUCUUUGUCUCCUGAUCUGUCUCGGAGCUGCUAAUGCUCUGACAAGGAAACAAGAGGCCGCCGAACAAAAUCGCCGGAGAACCGCUCUGGCAACGAAAAAGCAGGAACCAGUAGAAGAGGAAUAUGACGACGAUGACGAGAUCUUGGAUCAAUGUCCAGAGCCUAACGGAUAUUUUCCGGAUGCGGAGCAAUGCGACAAAUAUUACGACUGUCGAGACCGCAAGAUAACGGAACGGCUGUGUCCCGACGGUCUUGUCUUUAAUGAUUUCAGUCCGCAGCACGAGAAGUGCGAUCUGCCUUUCGGUAUCGAUUGUACGAAGAGGCCAAAACUACAAAAACCGCAACCAUCGCCACAUUGUCCCCGCAUGCACGGCUACUUUGCUCACGAAGAUCCCAGGAAUUGCAACACCUUCUACUACUGCGUGGAGGGCAAAUUCAACAUGAUCACCUGUCCAGAGGGCCUGGUCUUCUCCGAAAAGACCGGCAUUUGCAAUUGGCCGGACGAGGCACAAAAGAAGGGUUGCGGUUCUCGCGAACUUUUCAACUUUACUUGCCCGGUAGUCGAUGACUCUGUGGCCGCGACGCACCCACGCUAUCCAGACACCGAAGACUGUCAAUAUUUCUACGUGUGCGUUAACGGUCAGGUGCCAAGACGUAGCGGAUGCAAGCUCGGCCAGGCAUUCGACGAACGCACCGGAAAAUGCGAUUGGGCUAGAAAAAUACCCGAAUGCAAAGACUGGUACAAAGGACAGCUGACUGAUGAAGAAUUGGAUGCUCUGGAGCAUCCAACACCGAAGCCUAAGACAACUGGUGGACCAAGUAGAAGAAAGCACAGGCCGACCGUAUAGAGUCGAAGUUUUAGAUAAGAUAUAAGUAUAGAUUUUUAAGUCCCUUUGCUUUUAAAAUACUCUUGUAUAAUAAAUUUAUCUUUACUA
This is a messenger RNA of Linepithema humile (Argentine ant), 1440 nucleotides long. It is a transcript of the gene Cpap3-b, whose product is annotated as protein obstructor-E. Gene Ontology annotation, cellular component: extracellular region. Lineage: Eukaryota; Metazoa; Arthropoda; Insecta; Hymenoptera; Formicidae. The record is from RefSeq and is a predicted model, not a curated record. Gene Ontology annotation, molecular function: chitin binding.